CUCCCAGCCGUCCAUGGGGGCGGUGACCGCCCAGGGCCUUCCCACGGCUCGGCAGCGCGUCACCGCGGGGGCGAGGGGGCGCCGGGGCGCCCAGGGCUGCGGCGCAGGAAAGGGCCCUGGGAAAGGGCGGUGGCGGCGCACCCGGGGCGGGGCCGGGCAGGCCUGGGCGGGGCCCGAUUUGGCUACUCUGAGCCUGUGCGGUGGGGCUGAGACCCGGACAGUCGGAGAUCACCAUGAAGCCGCCCAGGGAGCCGAGCAGCUCGGACGGCGAGUCCGACGGACCCAUCGACGUGGGCCGCGAGGGCGAGCUGAGAUGGCCAGGCCACUGUCCACCCCCAACCCUUCGCAGAUGCAAGCCAGGAAGAAACGCAGAGGGAUCAUAGAGAAACAGCGCCGAGACCGUAUCAACAGCAGCCUUUCUGAAUUGCGGCGCUUGGUCCCCACUGCCUUUGAGAAACAGGGCUCGUCCAAGCUGGAGAAAGCUGAGGUGUUACAGAUGACAGUGGAUCACUUAAAAAUGCUCCAUGCCACUGGUGGGACAGGAUUCUUUGAUGCCCGAGCCCUGGCACUUGACUUCCGGAGCAUUGGUUUUCGGGAGUGCCUCACCGAGGUCAUCAGGUACCUGGGGGUCCUAGAAGGGCCCAGCAGCCGUGCAGACCCUGUCCGGAUUCGCCUUCUCUCCCACCUCAACAGUUAUGCAGCUGAGAUGGAGCCUUCGCCCACACCCACUGGCCCCCUGGCCUUCCCCGCUUGGCCCUGGUCUUUUUUUCAUAGCUGCCCGGGGCUGCCAGCCCUAAGCAGCCAGCUUGCCAUCCUGGGAAGAGUGCCUGGCCCUGUCCUUCCCGGCACAUCCUCUCCUGCUUACCCCAUCCCAGCCCUCCGAUCCACUCCCAUUCGCAGAGCUGCUGGUGCCAUCCUGCCAGCCCGGAGGAAUUUGCUGCCAGCUCGAGGAGCAUCUUCCACCCGGAGGGCCCGCCCCCCAGAGAGGCCAGCUGUCCCCAUGCCCUUGGCCCCCAGCAGCAGGGCUGCCAGGAGCAGCCACAUCACUUCCCUCCUACAGUCUUCCUCCCCCACUCCCCCUGGUGCCGUGGGACCUGCUGCUCAUGUGGCUGUCCCCAACCCCAGACCAUCCUCCCCAGGGCCAGCUGGUAGACCAGCAGGGGGCAUGCUAUACCACUCAUGGGUCUCUGAAAUCACUGAAAUCGGGGCUUUCUGAGCUGGCUCCUACCCCUACCCCCAGGAAUGAAGAGGUUCUUUUUCCAGAAGCUCUGAAAGUGGCACUACCUUUUUUCUAUUUUGCUUCACGGAUUGGCUUAUAUGUGAUGAGGGCACCUUCACCAUCAGCCAUCAGAAGCCCCCUUCUCCUCCUUCGGCCCUUCUCUCCUCCUCACUGUUCACACCAGCUUAUCCACCCAGCUCUCCUGGAACAAGCUUUGAUCUCAAAGGCUUGGUCCCAUCUCUCACCUGCACGGAUGAGUUCUGGAGUUGUACAUGUGGGGCAGCAGCAUGAGUCUUGGGUCUAGGAACGAAUGGUGCCAUGGCCUGAAGCAGGACAUUUCUGUGGAGGGGUCAGACCCCAGUAGGGAGCAAAGACGGAUUGGCUCCGCCUACCCAGGCUGAGGGGCUGAAACAGUGUCUGCCUCACUUCACUGAAACAGUAAUAGUAAUUACUGAAAUAGUAAUUGAGCAGGGGCCACAAAGAGGUCUCCUGGGGAAUCCUGUCUGCCCUGCCCACCUGUCUUUGGCCCGCCCCUCACACUGCGCCACAGGACAGACUCCUUCCUCACAACAGUGGGGCCUGCUCCCACCCUCUGCUCAGCUGCAGACUCCCCGACCACCACGAGCUGACUGGCAGGUUCCUGUGGACAUUUAGCCUGACAAGCCUGGCUGCGAGGCUUCUAGGCAGCAGCAAAGCUCUGUGACAGAGUGUCCCCCCACCCAGGCCUCAGACAGCUCUCACAGAUCCCAGCCAGAUUGGGCGAUGGAGCACCCAGCCCCUGCCUCUUGCCAUCACUGCACUCCACCGCUGGGUGCACAGUUUGGAGAGCCCAUAGCUCAUGCAGUGGUGCCCAGAGAGAAAUCCUCUUGGGAUUCGGCACCAGACGUCUGUGCCGCCUGGUUUGCAUCCAGCUUGCAGAGCCCAGGCUGCUGGAACAGCCAGGGGCUGGCAGGCUGGACAGAAAUAGCUGCGCAGAGGGGCAAGAGGAAGGACAACUCAAGGUGGCUCAGCCCUUCAAGGUCACACAGUGGGUUCAGGGCCUGAGAUCCUGUUCACCAGGAUUCCAUACAGCUGGUGCUGCUCAGAGGCCAUUUCAUUCCCUAGCUGCACCCCAGGCCACUUUCCUCCAACAGAGGAACAAAUGGUCCAGCGACCAUUCCCAGCAGAACAGCAGAGACUAGGCUGACAUCAGUGGGACCAGUGUUGUCACACUAAGUGAUAAAAUGCAGAAACACUUUUUUGCUUGUUGGUAAAUAUCUGCUCCACCUGUGGGAAUCCAAGUGCCCCCUCCC
Messenger RNA from Nycticebus coucang (slow loris), 2511 nucleotides. RefSeq names its product hes related family bHLH transcription factor with YRPW motif like (gene HEYL). Gene Ontology annotation, cellular component: nucleus. The record is from RefSeq and is a predicted model, not a curated record. Bases 14 to 1216 code for a protein of 400 amino acids. The transcript has 5 exons. Gene Ontology annotation, molecular function: RNA polymerase II cis-regulatory region sequence-specific DNA binding; protein dimerization activity; DNA-binding transcription factor activity, RNA polymerase II-specific. Gene Ontology annotation, biological process: circulatory system development; regulation of transcription by RNA polymerase II; Notch signaling pathway. Lineage: Eukaryota; Metazoa; Chordata; Mammalia; Primates; Lorisidae.